Molecule: messenger RNA, 2324 nt
Organism: Anolis carolinensis (green anole)
Lineage: Eukaryota; Metazoa; Chordata; Lepidosauria; Squamata; Anolidae
Product: telomeric repeat-binding factor 2-like
Exons: 7
Coding region: 941-1927 (328 amino acids)
Biological process (GO): telomeric loop formation; regulation of telomere maintenance via telomerase; telomeric D-loop disassembly
Cellular component (GO): nucleus; shelterin complex; chromosome, telomeric region
Molecular function (GO): double-stranded telomeric DNA binding; telomerase activity; G-rich strand telomeric DNA binding
Source: RefSeq, a predicted model, not a curated record
UCCGGGGAAAAGACUUUCUGCAUAUAUUUCAGAUUUCAAUAUCAAUGUCAAAAAUACACGUCGUAUGAUUUUACAUAGGAUUUGCACUACAUUAUAAUAAAGAGAAAUAUCACUGAAGUAACAGUUUAUUACAUAUCUAUUUAUUUGCAACCAAAAGGGACUCCGGGCGGCUUACAAAUUACAUGUACAUCAGCCUAGCACAACAUAAGCAUUAUAUAUUACUAUACAGUACCACUAUAUUGUAAUAUUAUUAGUAAUAUUACAUGUAAUAUAUAUUAGGGUAUAUAUUAUAGAUAAACAAACAAACUUACUCGCAGUGAGAAAGCUGUUCACCAGUGGAACUCCCUGCUGCAGAGUGGGGCGGAUUGCCAACUGUUGUAUUAUAUUAUAUUAUAUUAAUAAACAUUCAAACUUCCCCGUGGUGAGAAAGAGCUCUUCACCAGUGGAACUCCCUGCUGCAUAGUGAGGCGGAGGCUCUGAAGCGGAGGCUGGGCGGCCAUCUGUCUGGGACGCUUUGAAUGCGGCUUCCCUGCUUCCUGGUAGAAGUGGGUCGGGCUGGCCUCUGGGGGCCCCGGGUGGGAGGAGCCAAGCUGCCACUCAACCCAGCCGGCCCCGCCCCUUCUUCCGGGGUGGGAGGAGCCAAGCUGCCACUCAACUCAGCCGGCCCCGCCCCUUCACCCGGGGCUUCUGGGAGCGCGCGCCGCUUUCCCGCCUCGCCAGGCCACGCCCCCUCGCCGCCACUCCGCCAUCUUGUCCGCUCGCCUCCACGCGCGACCCACGUGGUUCCGCGGCGAGGCCCGUGUCUGGACGGAGUUCCUCGGAAGGUGAGUCCGGGGACGCCGGCCGGCCUCGGAAAGAGCGGGCGAGCGAGCGAGCGAGGGUCCCGGCCCAAGGCCCGAGGGAGAGUUUCCCGCUUCCCUGGAGAUUGAGAAUAGUAUUGAUGGCCGAAGGAAGGAGUGCCGGAGGGAUGUCUGUCGCCACCGCCGUGGGAGCUGGAGAGCGACCGUCAUCGUCCUCGUUGUUGUUGUUGCAUGGAGGCGCCCCGCAGGAGGAGGGGGAUCCGGGCUUCCGGCCUCCCGAGCGGAAGGGGAAGAAGAGGAAGGAGGACCCCACGGAGGACCUCACGCCGCCCACGACGCCGCCGCACAAAUACUUCACCCGCCGCUGGAGUCGGCUGUGGCUCUGUGGCUGCCCGGAAACUCCCACCGAGGCUUCGGAAGAGGGACCGGGCCGGCGGGAGGGCACCCGUGAGACCUCCACGGAUGCCGCCCUCCCGGGGCUCAUCUCCCUGCCCAUCAGCCCCCAGGAGACUCAGGCAGGGGCGGCUCAAGCGGUGACCCAGAGGCCGGCGUCUGACGGAGCCAAGCGCCAGAGGAAGGAAGAGGAAGAAGAAGAGGAGGAGGAGGAGGGGGCUCCGGGGCUCCGGGAGGCACCCCCUGGGACCCUGCCCCCCUCAAGGCCAGGCCAACGCCCUGUCACUCUCAGCACUUUCCUGAUGGGGAAGGAAAACCCCACUGCGACGGAUGCGACUGACAAGCGCAUGGCGGCCCAGCAGCAGCUUGCGUCAGUGGCCCUUCCGGCGGAAGAAGACCGGCAGCAGCAGAAGGGACCCCCCGGGGAAGAUGCCAGGCCCCCUCCCAGGUCAAAUGAAGAGGAGGGAGAGAAGGAGGUCAGGCGUGAGGAAGAGCAGCUCUCCGUGGACUCGGGGCCGAAAGGCGGGAGCAGCGCCAACGGCAACGCUUCCGGCACCAGCAAGAAGAAGAAAUGGACGAACGAGGAGUCGCAGUGGAUCCGGGAGGGAGUGAAGAAGUUUGGGAAGGGCAAGUGCAAGUGGAAGGCCAUCUUCCUCAGCUACCCCUUCACGGACCGGUCCCCGGUGAAGAUCAAGGACCGCUGGCGGACCAUGAGGAAGCUCGGCAUCGAUUAACGGAGGACGGUGGAGUGAGUGUGGCCAGUGCCCUUUGGGAAGAUUGUUCAGCCCCAUUUUCCUUCCUGCGAAGGUCAGCGUUGAGGACCGAAGAAGAAGCAGCAGCACACGGUCCUCUCUGGUUCCUCGUUGUUUUGCAGUUCUGAGGCGUUUUGUUCCUGUUCCUUGAGUUCUCGUCCGCGGGCAAAAAAGGAGACGCGAGACAUUUCCUCUCGUUUGCCGAACAGACUGAGAUUUUAUUUUUGCCACAUAGACUUCUGUGCCACGGAACAGAGGGAGGAGGACCCACGGUUUGGGCUUAUGAUAUUUCAUUUCUUUCUUGGAGUUCAUUGAGGCCAAACCGGAGAGGUUUAGGGCUAACUUUGUAUGUUUUCCUAAAUAAAGGUAUUUGUUCACA